Molecule: messenger RNA, 1489 nt
Organism: Impatiens glandulifera
Lineage: Eukaryota; Viridiplantae; Streptophyta; Magnoliopsida; Ericales; Balsaminaceae
Product: 2-methyl-6-phytyl-1,4-hydroquinone methyltransferase, chloroplastic-like
Exons: 3
Coding region: 234-1265 (343 amino acids)
Biological process (GO): methylation
Molecular function (GO): 2-methyl-6-phytyl-1,4-benzoquinone methyltransferase activity
Source: RefSeq, a predicted model, not a curated record
UUGUUACUCUCAAGUCUGUCUCAUCCUUCACGAGAGGAGAGGAACAGGUAAGCUCAGACUCCAUUUCCAUUUGAGCUUCAAAAUGUCAAACACUACACUUGCAUGAUCAUCAAUUCUCCCUUAGAUCGACUUUAUCAAAGGAAGAGCAAAUCCCCCAAGCGCAAAACAAACCCCCUUGCAAAUUUCUCCUCCAGUUACGGUUCAACUUAGAUAUUCUGCCAGCUUCCGUUUCCAUGGCUUCUUGCUUGCUUAAUGGAAUCGGAAACAUAGGAGGGGUCAAUAAGCUAUCCCCCAAAGGCUUGGGCUUUGCUCGCUCCGAUUUGCAUGGCAAACAUUUCCUUAGAUUCAAUUCUGUGAGCUACCAGACUAGCAUUAGGGCUAAAAGUUCCAAAACCCUAGGACCCAAGUGCAGUGUUUCGGCAUCCAGGCCGGCUUCUCAGCCUAGGUUCAUUCAGCAUAAGCAAGAGGCGUUUUGGUUCUACAGAUUUCUGUCAAUCGUGUACGACCAUGUUAUAAACCCUGGGCAUUGGACGGAGGACAUGAGGGAUGAAGCUCUUGAACCGGCUGAUCUGAAUAAUAGGAAUAUGCUUGUGGUCGAUGUGGGAGGGGGAACUGGGUUCACUACUUUGGGCAUAGUUAAGCAGGUGGAUGCAAAGAAUGUCACCAUUCUUGAUCAGUCACCUCAUCAGCUUGCUAAGGCUAAGGAGAAGGAGCCUCUCAAGGACUGCAAAAUCAUUGAGGGGGAUGCAGAAGAUCUUCCUUUCCCCACUGAUUACGCAGAUAGAUAUGUAUCUGCUGGCAGCAUUGAAUACUGGCCAGAUCCUCAACGUGGAAUCAGGGAAUCGUAUAGAGUGUUGAAACUGGGAGGGAAAGCAUGCUUGAUCGGGCCAGUGCAUCCUACUUUCUGGUUAUCUCAGUUUUUUGCAGAUGUGUGGAUGCUCUUCCCAAAGGAGGAAGAAUACAUUGAAUGGUUUGAGAAGGCUGGAUUUACUGACAUUAAGCUAAAGAGAAUCGGCCCAAAGUGGUACCGUGGUGUUCGUCGUCAUGGUCUCAUCAUGGGAUGUUCAGUUACGGGCGUUAAGCCUGCAUCCGGUGACUCUCCUUUGCAGCUUGGUCCUAAGGAAGAGGAUGUGAGGAAGCCUGUGAAUCCGAUACUGUUUUUGUAUCGGCUCAUCUUGGGUGCGAUGGCGGGGGCAUAUUAUGUUCUGGUUCCUAUUUAUAUGUGGAUCAAGGACCAAAUUGUUCCCAAAGGUCAGCCAAUUUGAUUGAACCGCAUGAGAACCAGAAGAAUGAGAAUGAGAAAUAGAAGGACCAGAGAAAGAGGUUGUCCCUUCCUUAGACAUUAUAUCCUAAAAGAAGGUUAAUAUUUUGUUUUUGUUGUGUUGUUGAUGCUCAAUCUAAACAGAGAAUGUUCCUACUUUGAAUGACAAGUUUUAUGGGCAGAUUUGAAAUCUGCCUUUAAUGUAUGAAUAUAUAAGUAUUUAAUGUG